GUUUAAAUAACGUGUCAUCUGCGGAUUUACAACUUGUCGUUUGUGGUUUUCGUUCCUUCAAUAUUUUUCUGAUUAUCCCCUCUGGCUUAUGCAAAUCUUUGACUUAUCUACUUUGAAUAAAAGGAAUGGAGCCAAAGCUGUCCUCGCAGUCUCCCUGCUCAUCAAAGGGUUUUGCAACGUUGGCUAUUAAACCCCGUGACGACGAGGCGAAUAAAAAUAUCGACAUGUUUGAACACCCUCUACUGAAUCCUGUGGUUCUCGAUAUCCUUCUCGCCCAGCUCUCCACCCCCGAAUUGAAGAAGGCUCGAUUCGUAUGCCGCGCAUGGGGCGACGUCGGCGCGACUGUGUUAGGAAAGCGGACAUUUCUCCGGGCCAACAAACUUUUCCGCUUCGAUGGGACCAAGUUGUCCGAACCGGUCGCCGUGGCUGACCAAUUGGUCCGACGACUUCGAAUCUCCUCGAAUUUCUUCUUCGACUCGUCUGUGCCAACCCAGAUGCGGGGUCAAGUAAUCACCAAGGUCAUCACUGAUGUCGCUCAUCAACGAACUCAAGAACUGAAGGUCCGCCUCGACCAGAAGAAGCAUAUGACCGCAUUUCUCACAGGGAUUCGGAAGCUGGAGUCUACAAACCUUCGACACGUUUCCCUCAAGAUCGAUAUCGAGAAAUCAUGGGGCUCGAAAUCUCCAGCUCUGGAAAAACUUAAGGAUCAACCAAACUUGACUUCGUUCAAGUUCAUACAAAAGUUUGGUGACGAUUACUACUUUACUAGUCGCAGUAGUGGCUACAACCAUCUCGUGAUUCAACCCUUCUUCCAAAUUUGGCUCGACGCCGCGCCCAAUUUGACCGUUUUGAAAAUCUCGGCCACGUCCUAUCUGGACCUGGAGCGGUGCAAAAGCAUCAAGGUGUUUGAAUUCGAAUUCAUACAUAUUCCCGAUAUUCCACUGGGAGAUUUGAACUUGACGUCGGUGGCCGGCAUGCUUACGCAAAUCAAGGAUUCCGUCGUCGAGAUGAAGUUAGCGUACUUCACGGAAGAAAUCCAUCAGCAUUAUCAGAAGGAGAUGCUUGACCUUCCCGUCAUGCCAAAAUUGGUCACCCUCGCUGUCGAGUGUAUUUAUCAAAUUCAAAAUUCCUUGGACGAAACCCGUCUCCCAAAGCUUAAAGACCUCACGCUCUUCAAAUUCCAUGAAGUGUCCGACUUAACGACCCGUCAAAAAAAUCCAUGGCGACGACACCGAGGAAUUCAAUCGGUCACAAUGAGGAUGCAGGGAACUUGCAAGUGGGAAACAUUUUCGGAAACGAUGGUCCAACUUUUCCCAAGCGUGAAAGAAUUUCAUUUUACCUGGUUCGCCAGCUAUGUUCCGAUUGAUCAUGUGACCAAGUUUUUGGAACCAUUCCAAGGCUGGAAUCUCGAAAGGGCGGACGUCGUAUUGUUAAAGAAAGGGGAACCUGCCAGUCAGACCAUAUUGGCCGGGCUUAGGAGCAUGGCGACCUGGAAGGGCGAAAUUAAAACGGCGACGUUUUACUUUAACGCGGACAGGGUCGACUUUACUGCGCAUGUCGAUGAUUUUAUUCGGUGCAGUGAAGGCUUCGCUAAUGCUGGAUAUUUUGCGGGAUAACGAAUUUGCGGACGAGAUGCAAGCCAUCUUUGAAACCAAGAAUGCUCCGAUCAGAUUCGAAAGACGUGGUUAAGAGUCUUGGGUAUCGUAAUGUGUGUCAACGUCUUUACUUAAUGAUACUCGCAUUUAUACAAAUUAUUAUUUUAAGCUCAAUCGCCAUCUACUUCUACUUAUGUUUAUUUGCAAAUGUUUGUAAUCAUUGGUUAUUAUUUUCUGUAUACUUUUAAAUUUAUACAUACAUUUUUUCAGAAAUCCUUACAAGUCACAGUCCAUACCAAUUUCUAAUGUAAUCAUUUAAGGAAUAGUGUUUGGUAUUUUAUAACCUUUUCAAAUAAAUAAUAAAAAAUGAUUCACAUCAGUUCUUUGUUGAUGCUUUGUUGAAACUACGAAAAUGUUUUCUCGUGUUUGUUUGGAAAUACAUUUUGUUUGUGGUGUAUUUAAAAUCCGUAUUUGCACUUUAAAUACCGCAUGAUGUGUCGUAUUUUUAUUAUUCCGCAUAAAUGCAAAAUUAUUAAAAU
Folsomia candida is the source of this 2134-nucleotide messenger RNA. RefSeq lists its product as uncharacterized. The transcript is spliced from 6 exons. Lineage: Eukaryota; Metazoa; Arthropoda; Collembola; Entomobryomorpha; Isotomidae. The record is from RefSeq and is a predicted model, not a curated record. The coding region runs from base 126 to 1616 and encodes 496 amino acids.